GUGGUCAUUCAUAUUCAUUCCGCGAAAGUUCUGAACGUUGAACGCUCAUUCGAAAUCACUGGAUUCAUCUUCUCCCGAACUGCAGGGUGACAACAGAUCAUAGAAUACAUGGCGCAACAAGGGAGUGAAAAUAUCGCUGAUAGCCAAACAGUCAAUCAGAUUCAGAAGCCUCGAAGACAGUCGCUCGUUUACCCUCUCCGUUGGAUUAGUCCUGAAAUCUCCGAUGAAGAUGUACCCGCUAUUUCAAGCAUCCCAGUAAAGAAUGCACGGCGAAAACGCCAAUCGUCCCCGAAGCCCGAACCAGCAAAGAAGAAGGCUAAACCUACACGAGCCGAGAACCUCGUCGAAGAAGUUCGCAAGCAUGAGCGGUUUUGGCUAGCAGACGGAAAUGUUGUCAUUGAACUUGACGGCAUACACUUCAGGGUGCAUCAAUCAUGGCUUGCCCAGCAUUCAAGACGCAUUGCAGCCUCACUCUCCGACAAGGGAAAAAGUGGUGACAAAUUUGAACAAACGAAACUCAAUCUUCGUGGCAAACUCAAAGCAAUAGAUUUCGAGACGCUGCUGUUGUUUUAUGACAACCCGGGGGACUAUCGCCAUGCUAUCGAGCCUCGCACCCUAAUGUCCCUAAUUCGCGCAGCGACAGGCCUUGGUUUUGACUCAGACCGUGCAUGGCUCGUGAAGGAGUUGGAAGCGCUUUGGCCCUCUAGCCUGGAAGAGCUGACCGCAAACCCAGAGCCGUACCUCGAUGCUCUGGAGGUAGCUGUACUCGCACGGACGUGCAACAUUGAUGGGUUAUUGAAGCCUGCAUUCUACAAUAUGGCAAGGAUGCCUGGGUUCGGUCUUAACAAGAUUAAGGAAUCAGAGCAAAUCGGCCCUGUGGAUAUGUUGCGCCUUAUACGGAUAAGAGAGUAUUCGAGUGACAUAUGGAUACAGGCAGCUGCGCACGAGGAUCCUGCCUUCGUUUGCCGAAACCUCCGCGAUGCGCCAUCAAGUGAUAGUGAAGGAAUGUCGACUCCCAAACAAGCUGACGAGAAGCCUGCACUCGGCUUUAUCGAUAUUAUCGCCUCUGCUAGUGCGGCUAGCACAUGCCUUUCGGUCACUGCAAGACGCGAAGCGUGGGCUCGGCUGGUAUAUGACUCAGGUAUUUUCACUCGAUAUCGCUAUGAUCCACUACGUGGACUAGCAGCGUUGAUAAACAUCGAGUGGACGAAUGAUUGGUGUAAAGAUUGUAAGGAGAAACGGAAGGCGGAUUGGCAUACAAUGCAGAGGAGCAUCUGGGAGAAGGUUGGCGAGUAUUUGAGGGAAGAUUGAUGGGUGGAUAUUGCAUCUUGCUCGCAUAAGUAUUUCCACCGUUAUGUAUCGCUCGAGUUGUGCUAGAAUUGACUGAUUCUACACCGAAAUCAGAAAAGGGGUUUUAGACGAAUGUUCAAGGCGAACUAGGACCAGUACUAGUAAGUAUAGAGCUGAGUUUCAUAUUCUUGUUGUGCGCUUAUUAAUAAGUACGGGAUAUCCCGAUUGCCCCUAUUCAAUAUCAUCUUACCUUACACAUACGUC
Molecule: messenger RNA, 1554 nt
Organism: Suillus fuscotomentosus
Lineage: Eukaryota; Fungi; Basidiomycota; Agaricomycetes; Boletales; Suillaceae
Exons: 4
Coding region: 109-1311 (400 amino acids)
Source: RefSeq, a predicted model, not a curated record